Ostrea edulis (European flat oyster) is the source of this 5506-nucleotide messenger RNA. Its product is annotated as vigilin-like. The record is from RefSeq and is a predicted model, not a curated record. Bases 438 to 4181 code for a protein of 1247 amino acids. The transcript has 24 exons. Gene Ontology annotation, molecular function: mRNA binding. Lineage: Eukaryota; Metazoa; Mollusca; Bivalvia; Ostreida; Ostreidae. Gene Ontology annotation, cellular component: nucleus; cytoplasm.
GGUUGUCAUUGCCUUUUGCAUAUGACAGAUCGUAAGACUUUGUAGAAGUGAAUACAGAUAUGUAGGUAUCUUUAUUAAAUGUAAUAACACGACAUAUUUGUACGAUGUAGAAUGUUUAUUUCGUAUUUCUUUAGCCUUUUUUUCGAAUAAAGUAGUGCGAUAGUCAAAUACAGAAAAUAAAACAAUAGUUUUCAUUAGUUGCAUUUUUCACCUUUGACCUAGAGGAGUUUUGAUUGACCAAUCAAAUUGCAUCUGAGAAAAGCGCAUGAAUAUUGUUGACGUUGCACCCUGCGUAGACAGUUCCUCUUGUGGUGCUUAAACAGAAGCCACAUUGGAGCAUAAAAAGUCAUUUAGUUUUCCAUAGGACGGAUUUUUGCGGACGCAGUACGAUCGUACUGUUCGACUUGGAAUCGCCCAAUUGACAAACGAAUUUGGACAUGGCUUCAACCUCAGAGAAGGUCCGCCCUGUCGAAGAAGAGGCGUAUGCGCCACAGAACUACGCUGAUGUAUUCCCGUCACUGCCCCAGGCCAGUCCUCUGGAGGGAACCCAAUGGCCAGCCAAGACCCCAGCAGCAUGGAAAACCAAUGUCCGACCAUCUAAGUGCACUCAGGUGUUCACUGUCCCACUGGAAGAACGGAGAUUCAAGGAAAUGAAUGAACAUAGCUUUGGUGAUGAAGGACAAACGGAACAGGCAAAAAUCUGCACAGAUAUCAUGGCUAAGAACGAUGUCUCCAUUGAGAUCAGUUUAUCCAAGGACCAGAGUUUAACCGUGGUUAUUAAUGGGAGAGAACAAGCUGUGAUGAGAGCUAGGAGAGAGGUUCUAGGCAAACUGCAAACCCAGGCCAGCGACACUGUGAAAAUCCCCAGAGAAUACCAUCGUUUCAUCCUCGGAAAAAACGGCAAGAAACUGCAACAACUGGAAAACGAGACGGCAACCAAAAUUACUAUUCCAAGGGCUGAAGAAAAACUGGACGGAAUCAAGAUCAUUGGACCCAAGGAAGGAAUUGAACGAGCUAGACACGAAAUUCAGAUUAUUGCAGAUGAACAGGCCAAACUAGCAUUUGAACGACUACAGAUUCCCCACAUCUAUCACCCCUUUAUCUGUGGACCAAGCAACACUUUAGUGGACAAGCUGAAGGAAGAGACAGGGGCUAAAAUUCACAUUCCUCCCUCAGUUCUGAACAAAGAUGAGAUUGUUGUCUCUGGAGAUAAGGAUGGAGUUAUGCGUGCAAAGGAAACGAUCAUGAAAAUCUACCAAGAAAAGAAAAGGAAAUGUCAGACAGUGUCUGUAGAAGUAAGGAAGUCCCAGCACAAGUACAUUAUCGGCCCCAAGGGAAGUGGAAUUCAGGAGAUCUUACUGGCUACCGGGGUCUCCGUGGAAGUGCCCACCCAGGACAGCGUAGAAACCAUCACCCUCAGAGGCGAACAGGACAAACUCGGACCCGCUCUAACCAUGGUUUAUUCUAAAGCAAACAGUGUAGUUUUUGCUGAAGUGGAUGCACCUGCAUGGCUUCACCGCUAUGUGAUCGGAAAACAAGGUGCUAACGUCAGGAAGAUUACCCAGGAUUUCCCCAAGGUCCACAUUGAAUUUACGGAGGGUCAGAAUAAGAUUAAAAUCGAGGGUCCUCCGGAAGAAGUGGAUGAUGCCGUGAAAGCACUGGAAACCACCGUCAGGGACCUGAAAAAGAGAAUGGACUUUGCAGAGGUGAACAUCGAUAAUAAAUACCACAAGCACAUCAUCGGCAAAAGUGGACAGAACAUAACCAGAAUAAAGAAUGACACUGGAUGUGCUAUUAAGAUCCCAUCAGAUGCAGAAAACAGCAACAUCAUCAGAAUAGAGGGGGAUCCUAAAGGAGUGGCCCAAGCUAAGCAGGAACUCAUGGAGAUGGCCAAGAGAAUGGAAAAUGAGAAAACCAGGGAUAUCAUUAUUGAACAACGAUUUCACAGGACCAUUAUUGGAGCUAAAGGAGAGAAGAUCCGAGAGAUCAAGGACAAAUUUAACCAGGUGCAAGUCACCUUCCCUGAUCAAGGAAAGAAGAGCGAUAUUGUUACCCUGAGAGGUCCCAAAAAUGAUGUAGACAAAUGCUAUAAAUAUCUACAGACCAUGCAACAGGAAAUGGUUCAAAGCAGCUUCCAGGCCCAGGUUCACAUCUUUAAAGACUUCCACAAAAACAUCAUAGGAAAAGGAGGAGCGAACAUCAGAAAGAUAAGAGAGGAGACAGACACAAGAAUUGACCUACCAAGUGAAAACAGUGAUUCUGAUGUUAUUGUCAUCACGGGAAAGAAACCUAAUGUUGAACAAGCUAAAUCCAAGAUAGAGGCUAUCCAGAAAGAGCUUGCCAACAUCAAAGAAAUUACGGUGGACAUCCCUCACAGAUUUCAUAAUGCCAUCAUUGGAUCCAAGGGAAAGCUGAUUCGCUCCAUCAUGGAAGAGAAUGGGGGCGUUAUCAUUCGCUUUCCCCAGGAAGGCUCCACUCAGGACAAGGUGACAAUCCGUGGACCAAAGAGCGAUGUGGAGAAUGCUAAGGCUCAACUCCUGGAAAUAGCCAAUGAAAAGCAAACAUCAGGAUUCACUGCAGAAGUGAAAGCUAAAGCCGAGUACCACAGAUUCUUGAUUGGAAAGAAUGGCAGCAGUAUUAGAAAGGUACGUGAGAAGACUGGUGCUAGAGUGAUAUUCCCAUCAGCUGACGAUACGGACCAGGAAACUAUCACCAUCAUCGGUAAAAAGGAAUCCGUGGAGGAGGCCAAGAAAGAACUGGAGAACCUCGUUAAAAAUCUGGACAAUGUCGUGGAGGGAGAAAUGCAGGUGGACGGUAAACACCACAGGUAUUUCGUCGCUCGUCGUGGAGAGGUUCUAAAACACAUCGCUGACGAGUUUGGUGGAGUGACAGUCAGCUUUCCUCGUAGUGGGGUCAAGAGUGACAAGGUCAUUAUCAAAGGUUCCAAGGACUGUGUGGAAGGAGCCAAGAAGAGAAUUCAGGAGAUUGUGGAGGAUUUGGAGUCCCAGGUGACGGUGGAAUGUGUGAUUCCGCAGAUGUACCAUAGAACUGUCAUGGGAACCAGAGGGGCUAAUGUCCAGGACAUCUGCAAGACUAGCGACGUCGGCAUCAAGUUCCCGGACAGACCUAUGCCUAAUGGAGAUAACCACGGUAACGGAAUGGCCAAUGGUGAUGUAGAUGACGGACCUGCACAGGGUCCAAAGAAAUGCGAUAUCAUCAUCCUGACCGGCAAGCAAGAGAACUGCGAUAAAGCGAAGGAAGCCCUGCUGGCAUUAGUUCCUAUCACUGAAGAGACGACUGUUCCGUACGAUUUCCACUGCCGUAUCAUUGGACAACAAGGAAAGGACGUGCGAGCGAUGAUGAAGCAGUUUGAUGUGAACAUCUCCAUUCCUCCUCUUGACGAACACAGCAACCAUGUCAAGGUCACUGGUCCCCCAAACAAUGUCAAAAAUGCCAUCGAAGCUCUGAAGAAGAAGUGUGAACAACUGGAACUGGAGAAGGAGGAAAAGAUUCUGAAGAGUUUCAGUCUGACCGUCUCUGUGGACAGCCAGUACCACUCCAAGAUAAUCGGACGUAAGGGAGAGAGGGUGAAGAAGAUCAGGGAGGAUCACGAUGUCAUCAUCAUGUUCCCGCGCGAAAACGAACCAGAGCAGAACAUCAUCACCAUCACUGGAUAUGAAAAGAAUGCCGAGGCAGCAAAGGAAACCAUUCUUAAUAUCGUCAGAGAAUACGAGGAAAUGGUGACCGUGGAAUGCAAUGUGGACCACCGUGUUCAUCCUAGAAUUAUCGGACUCCGUGGACGGAACGUGAAGAAAAUAAUGGACAGUUAUAAAGUGGACAUUCGCUUCCCGCGACAGUCGGACGACAACCCCGACCUGAUCCUUAUUUCUGGAGAUGAAGAAAACUGUCACGAGUGUCGUGAUGAACUACUUAAUCUGGAGGAAGAAUAUUUACAAGAUGUAAUUGACCGACAGAUGUUAGAAGAAAUGACAAGACCACCUAAACACCGUGCAGAGGAAAAACGGGCCUCUGUCAACUCGGCUGGAUUCGUAGUAGCAGGUGCCCCCUGGGACAAACCCCCGGACACAUCCAGCACUGAGGACUUUCCCUCCAUGGGGGCCAGCACCGUGGCUCCCAAGGUCAACACGGCUUGGGGCUCCAACCGCUUCGGCAAACGCUGAGGAUCAAGAACUGCACAGUUUGCUUUGUAAUGUUUCAGUAACUAAACAUAUCCUCUGUUAAGAAUGCAAAUAAGUUCCGUGAUAACUGUGUGUUAAGUGAGUGUCUCUGUGGUAGUAUUGAAUACCUUCUGUGUUAUGGAUGCAAAUUAAUUUAAUGUAAGUUUUGUUUUUUCUCGUUUUACACAAACUGCCGCAAGGUUAUUUUUACCUCAUUUUUAAACACUUAAGUUCUGUUAUAACUGAACUUUAUGCUAAUAUAUGUACUGUGUGUGGAACAAGUGAUCACUCCAUAUUGAAGUUAUGGUGGUGCGCUGUCUUGAAAAGAGGCAUUAUAUUGAUUUGUUAUUGCAUGAAAUUAACCAGCCUUUCCCUCCAGAAAAAAGAGGGGAGGGAAUUGAAAAUUAAUUUUCUGCAUAGAUUUUUAAUGGCAUUGAUAAAGAACAUUAGGAUGGACAUCAGACUGUUGUGAAACUAGGUUGUUGGGAAGGGUAUAAUGUAUUUUAAGUCAGUUCAAUUGUAAUUCUUAUGUCUCUAUGUAAAUAGUGUCAUUAUUGAUGAAUAUUUAUAUAUACUUAUGCAUAUUGAUAUACAGGUCAAAUUAUUCAUAUGAUACGGAUGACUGGGUGAGAGAGAUCCUUCAUGUAUGUCAUUUUAUCCAUUAUUAUCAAGUUUAAGACACAGAUAUGCUUGGUUUAGGGCUUGCUCAACUCACCUUUUCUUGUUUCCAUGGAGAUCUUUUCUCAUUUAUUUUGUCAUGCUUGGCCAAAGAAUGGUCAAUAAACCAAGUCCGCUAGUCAAAAACACAAUGCACUAGCAAAUUUAUCCGAGCUUUGCAGAGGAAAAGCCCCGUUACAGGUUAAUUUCCCUUUGUAGAGCUUGUGGCUGUGCUGGUGCAAGGUGUUGUAAGAUAUCAAACACAUUUCCACCUCACUGUUGCUUUGAUGCUACUUGAAUAUUAGGUUUAAAGGAAAUUAUGUAUGUAUAUAUAUAACCUGUAUAUAAAGAUUAUUUUUAUUAAAAAUUUUGAACUGGUUAUUGUGAAAGUGAUUGCAUUCAUAAGCAGAUGUAAAUACCAUUGAUUUGUCAUUAUUACUCUUCACGAUGUGUUUACUUUGUUGAUGCAUGGGGAGAUAACCGUAUUAUUUGAAAUGCAGUAAAUAAUAAAUAUUUUUGGAUCCCUUUGUGUACUGGAGGUAUACAGUGAUUUAUAUGUAGGGAGGUGCUAUGUAAUGGCAUCUCUUGUUUCUUUGAUACAGGGACUUACUGUACUGUGUAUGUUGACCAAACAUUACAUUGAAUCAUUUGAAAUAAACGAUCAAGUGAUC